AUGGCCUGCCCGAUAAAUCUUGCCAACUGCAAGUUUCAUUCAGCCAGUCUUAUCUACCCGAUGGCCGCAGCAAACGCCGCGCUGGCCUUCGCCUUCGCCUUUUUGGCGCCGGGCGUCUUCGCGGUGCCCACAGCGCAGCUGGGUAGCUCGGCGCCCUGCGCGCCGGGGAAGGCGUGCGAGGUGGACGGCUUUGUGGGCACGGAGGUCAUUUUCGAGGACGACCUUGUGCGCGUUUGGAACUUCACGCUGCCGCCGGGUGGCAUGACCUCCUUGCACAGCCACGACCUGGACUACCACUUCGUGGCGCUGAACCCCGCGCAGCUGGCGGUCUACGACGCCAAAGGGGAGUGGCUCUUCGAGUUCCGGGCGGAGGGCACCAUGGGCUUCCGUGUGGCCGGGGACUUCUUGGAGCCCACCGCGGGCCACAUGCCGAAGGUGCCCCGCAUCCACGCGGCCGUGAACAUCGGGCCCGAUGAGUAUCACGAGAUCCUUGUGGAGCAAAAGUGCCGCCAUUGCGUACAGGCCAACUGGCGCCAGCAAGAGAAAAGGCUUGCAGAUGGCAGUAGCUCCCAGAGACAGGGCUACGGCUACGGCUACGCUCGCGCCCUGGCAAUGUCCCUGCUGCCGCUGGCGCUGCUUUUGCGGUUGGCCUCCGGAACGGAGUGGCGCCACGCCUGGCGUGUGGAGGGCACCUUGGUCGCUACUUGCCCGUGGAUCCUGCGAGACUUGGCGCCACAGGUUAUGAACGUGCACCCUUCCAAGAAGAUGACGUACCGCAACAGCCGUACCGCGGCAGGAGGGAACAUCGGCCUGCCAUUGGAGAUGGGAUGGGAAGCCUCCAGGCUUUUUGCGGAUGAGGCCAACAUCGAUUAUUUGCAGUACUCCAGCGGCAAGUUCUGCAACAAUCCGGGCAAGGUGCCCUUCUUGCUGGAAGGGCUCUUUGAGCCGGAUGAGUGCAUCAGCAGAUGCACCAGGGCCCACAACUGCGCCUUCGCCACGCUCUAUCCCGCCAACGGCUGGUGCCAGCUGGCCUCCAAGUGCCUGGCGGAAGGUUCCGCCGGGGACACCUCCGCCGUGACCUUCGCCAAGGUGCCAGAUGACCGGAGCAGCUUCGAGAACUUUGGCCAACGGAUGUAG
Molecule: messenger RNA, 1137 nt
Organism: Effrenium voratum
Lineage: Eukaryota; Dinophyceae; Suessiales; Symbiodiniaceae
Source: the annotation of a GenBank genome assembly